AUGUGGCGGACAUCGACACUAGCAUUAUUAGCAUCAAGUGUAUUCCUCAACACUGUCAUCGCCGACACAACACUCUCGACCGAUGGCUUCAGUGAUUGCGGUGGGGACAACUCUAUCAAGGUGAACAAGGUCGAUAUUUCAUUCGAUAAGGAGACAAAUAAGGUCAAUUUCGACGUGCAGGGUGACAGUGAGAAGGAGCAGGAGGUCACUGCUACGCUCACCGUGACGGCAUAUGGCAUCAACGUGUUCAGCAAAGACUUCGACCCAUGUGACGAUGCAACCAAAGUUGAGCAGCUGUGUCCUUUACCGUCGGGCUCAUUCGGUGCCAAAGACUCAAUCGAAAUUCCCUCCGAACAAGUAAAGCAGAUCCCCAGCAUCGCGUUCAGCAUCCCUGAUCUGGACGGGGACGCCAAGCUCGUGCUCAAGGCGAGAGAUGGCGGCGCUCAGGUUGCAUGCAUCCAAUCUAACAUUUCGAACGGCAAGACAGUCGAACUCCCUGCAGUGUCAUACGUCGCAGCUGCGAUCGCCGCGGGUGCUCUGGUCGCAUCCGCAGUGGGAGCUGCAGCCUCGGGUGCAGGCUCGUCUGGUCCGAGUCCUGGCUUCUUUGAGGUGAUGUGGUGGUUCCAAGGUAUUGCGAUGAACGGCAUGCACUCUGUCAACUACCCGAGUGUAUACCGCAGCUUCACCCGCAACUUCGCAUUCUCUACUGGAUUGAUUUCGUGGCCAGCAAUGCAGAGGACCAUUGAUUCGUUCCGGGAGAAGACCGGCGGCAACACCACAGACGCGAAUUACGAUUUCCUCAAGAAUGCUACGCUCGUACUGCCGGACAACUCGACACUCCAAACGUCAAGCGGUCUCAUCAAGCGCGCCAUGCUCAUGCGCCGCGAUGAUGGCGAGGAUAAGAAAUUCGUGGAUGGAAUUUCCGCCUAUGUCGAGCAGUACUCUGUACCUGAGGAGAAUACCUUCAUGACCGUGCUGCUUGUGUUCGCAAUCGUUGUCGCUGCCUGUGUGGUUGGCAUCCUUCUGUUCAAGGUCAUUCUCGAGGCCUGGGCUCUUUGGGGAAAGUUUCCCAAGUCACUCACAACGUUUCGCAAGGAAUACUGGCGCGUUCUGGGACAAACCCUAGUCAACCUUAUUCUACUGCUCUACGGCGUUUGGACACUUUAUUGCAUAUUCCAGUUCACGCACGGCGACUCAUGGGCUGCGAAACUAUUGGCUGGAGUUGUCCUCGGACUGUUCACGGCAAUUCUGGCAUUUUACGUCUGGAAGAUCCUUUCCGUCGUCCGCAAGAUGAAGAAAACCACCGGCUCAGCGCAGAAUCUCUUCGACGACAAGCCAACGUGGAAGAAAUACUACAUCUUCUACUCCAACUACCGCACCGCAUACUGGUGGCUCUUCAUCCCCUUCAUCAUCUACAUGUUCGCCAAAGGCUGCAUCUUGGCCGCCGGAACAGGCCAUGGACUCGUCCAAUCCGCUGGCCAGCUGAUCGUUGAGAGUCUAAUGCUCGUCAUCCUGCUCUGGAGCCGACCCUACAAUCGCCGUUCAGGCAACUGGAUCAACAUCAUCAUCCAAGUCGUCCGCGUGCUCUCCGUGAUCUGUAUCUUGGUAUUCGUCCAGGAACUCGGUAUUGCGCAGACCACGUCUACGAUCACUGGCGUCGUCCUCAUCGUUGUGCAAUCCGUCCUCACGGGCGUCCUUGCGAUUUUGAUCCUGGUGAACAGCAUCAUCACCUGCUGCAAGGAGAACCCGCACAGGAAGCGCAGAAAGGAGGCCGCUAAGCUGUCUGAUCAACAGCGCGAGAUCGAGGGUGAUGCGUUCCUCAUGGAGCCUCAGCCAUACAGCAAUUCUCCGCCGAGGCAUAGGAAGCAGAUGAGCCAGAGCGAUAAGGCGUACGAGCCGAUGCGACCUGCGUAUGAGAGAGAGCAAAGCCAAGAGAGGGGACUGCUAGGUAACGCGGCUCCUCUCGGCAAGGGCGGCUACCACUCUGUCAACAGGAGCGAGAGCAGUGUCAGAGAGCCGACGCUGCCCGCACUGGAUUUUGGGAAUGGCAACAGUCAGCCAUAUCGGGAUGAUUUCAACUACAAUACGCCAAAUUAUCGGUACUGA
This is a messenger RNA of Cyphellophora attinorum, 2106 nucleotides long. RefSeq names its product Flavin carrier protein 2. Bases 1 to 2106 code for a protein of 701 amino acids. Lineage: Eukaryota; Fungi; Ascomycota; Eurotiomycetes; Chaetothyriales; Cyphellophoraceae. Gene Ontology annotation, biological process: fungal-type cell wall biogenesis; transmembrane transport. The transcript is spliced from 2 exons. The record is from RefSeq and is a predicted model, not a curated record.